AUGUCAGGCUACUUGGGCCGCCUCAGUCGUGUCACGUGUGCUUGCUUGGGUGGCAUUGUGAUCUACGAUGCUAGCAAUAGAGAUUGGUCACUGCGACACACAUGGUCUAUGGCCAUGAAGCAGUACGCACUCUUUGCUUUGCUGAAAAUACUUGGGCGAUAUCAGCUGCAACGAGUUUGCUUGGAUGCACAGCAGGGUGACGAGGUGCAAAGGCAGCUCUUGGCCGAUAUUUUGCAAAGGCAUCAAGAUAGUCCGUAUGCCUUGCAGCACGGCUUGCAAGGAGUUGCAACCUACCACAUGUUUCGAGAGAGCCAUCCGUUGUCCUCUCCAGAGAACGCCGAGAGGCUCUUUGCCAGCUUUGGUAAGAAUAUUGGAAUGAAGGAGGUCUCAAACAUUUUUAUUCAACGAGGUUUCUUGCCAGCUUUUGCUUCUCUCAGCUACUUCUUCCCCAGUGUUGUGGAGGAACUUCAGAGGAUGACUGCACUGACUCCGGAUUUACAUUCCAACCUUCCACCCUUAGAAGGGAUGGCUCAUGGUUUAUUCAACUGGCCAUUUUCCUUUUCAUUCCUGUGCACAAGUCCGAUGGCUGCUUAUGGCCUGUCCGAAGUGGACAGAUCCUACGUGCACACGCUCUUUGCACUGAAAGAGCGCAACCUUAACAUGAUUCAGGCCAGCUCGGCCGGUGUGGCUUCCAUGCUGAUGACCACUGCACAUCGUCAUCGGCGACACUUGGUCCAAGACCUUCGCAACGGCCAUCUUUGGGACCGGCGCUUGCCCGAACAUGUGCCCCAACCUGAGCUGCGGAAGGAGCUGGAUGCUGCAUUAAAAGGCCCAGAUGGGCGCAGGUCUCUGGAAGUUGACAAAUUGCUGAAGCGGGGUGCAGGCGCAAGAGAGCUUUGGCCUCACUUGCAGGCUGUGCUAGUGACAAGCACCAGUACGGAAGGCAAGGAGGCUUUUGCCGAGUUGCCAGUCUAUUCACCGCUGUACUCAAGUGCCCAUGGCCACAUUGGAGUGAACAUUUUCCCUGAGGAGCCCUUCGGGGAAUGGACCUACCUCUUAGAUCCUGGGAGCAUGUUUUUUGAGCUGCUCGCGGUUGAAGAUCCGUCCAAGCCUGCCAUCCCUGCUUGGGAAGCUGAAGUCGGCUCUCGUUAUGCGCUAGUUGUGACGACCUACGGAGGCUUGUGUCGCUGUCAACUUGGAGAUAUCGUGCGGGUGCAUGCGAUGUACGGCAAAAUGCCGAUUGUUUCGGUGGAGCUCCGCGCGAAUUGA
Molecule: messenger RNA, 1269 nt
Organism: Durusdinium trenchii
Lineage: Eukaryota; Dinophyceae; Suessiales; Symbiodiniaceae
Source: the annotation of a GenBank genome assembly